CUAGGAAAGAGCCAAAGAGGGAUUGCCAAUUGUCAUGCAAAUUCUUUAUAAUCCCGGCCCGGAUCUUGCAGAAGGCACAUAGGUUUUUCCGUCGCCGGGGAGCUCUAUUGUUCCCUUGAGCUGAGACUGAGAGCGACGCCUUUUGAACACCGAGCCGACAUCGAGGGGGGUGAGGGUCGUGAUGGAAGCUUCGGCCAUGGCUGGAUUCCUUCGCUCUCCCGUGCCGACUCAACGGUCGAAAAUCCAGGAAUUGUUUCCUCUCUCCUCACUUUCUCACCGGUCAAAAAACAUGCCUUUAAGCUUAUUCAUGCCAAACGCCACAUCUCCCUCUGUUAUCGGUUUGCGUAGGAGGACGAGUUUCGGUAUUCGCUGUUCUGCAGAUGGAGCCCUGAAGGUGGAAGAACAAAUCCCCAUCGAGAAGAGAAUCCCCGCUUUCCCGACCGUCAUGGACAUCGAUAAGAUCCGAGAAAUUUUGCCGCAUCGUUUCCCUUUCCUCCUGGUGGAUAGAGUGAUCGAGUAUGAAGCAGGAGUUACAGCUGUUGCCAUUAAGAAUGUGACUAUAAAUGAUAACUUUUUUCCUGGCCACUUUCCGGAGCGUCCAAUAAUGCCCGGUGUGCUCAUGGUUGAGGCCUUGGCUCAGGUUGGAGGUAUUGUGAUGCUGCAGCCUGAAGUUGGAGGUUCCCAACACAAUUUCUUCUUUGCUGGGAUCGACAAAGUGAGAUUUAGAAAGCCAGUAAUAGCAGGUGACACUCUGGUCAUGAGAAUGACCCUUAUCAAAUUAAACAAAGCCUUUGGUUUAGCUAAGAUGGAAGGGAAGGCUUAUGUUGGUGGAGAGGUGGUAUGCGAAGGCGAGUUCUUGCUGGCAAUUGGAUCUGGUAAGAAGUGAAGAAGAUAAUUGAAUUUUAGCUUCAACUUUUGCUUCAUUAAGAGCAUUUCUUUUCAUUGUAAUCUUUAUCUUUGGUGUUGAUUGAACAAUGAGAAUGGUUUGGUUUGUUAAACUAUCUAUAUAAUUUUGUAAUUUGUGAGUGAGGAUCCAUUUGAGGAUGCUAUAAUUGUCCGGCAAAUGAAUUGUGGAUUGUGAUAUUUGAUAACUAUUACUAAAUUUAAGGCUUCGUUUGAGAC
Molecule: messenger RNA, 1122 nt
Organism: Dendrobium catenatum
Lineage: Eukaryota; Viridiplantae; Streptophyta; Magnoliopsida; Asparagales; Orchidaceae
Product: 3-hydroxyacyl-[acyl-carrier-protein] dehydratase FabZ
Exons: 4
Coding region: 182-886 (234 amino acids)
Biological process (GO): fatty acid biosynthetic process
Molecular function (GO): hydro-lyase activity
Source: RefSeq, a predicted model, not a curated record